AUGGUCUUUGACAACACCUUUGAUACCGGACUGAGCGGACAAGAGACAAACCUCAUGGCUCUCACCAGAGCUGCUCAUGAAUGUGACCACCACCUGAUUGCCGUCACACAAAGUGAGGAAGCUGCUAACAAGGUAGCCAAUCUCAACGGAGCACGCACCCGUGUCCUAGAGCAGCAAAAGGCACCUUCUUACAGAUGGUCAAAAGGAGAGGCAGAGGAGUACUUGAAGGCUGUGAAGACGUUGACUGAAAAUGCGGAGAGGGUUCUGAACAUGACCCAAGUGCCUGAUGAAGUUGGCGGGUGGAAACCGGUGGACAUCAAGGAGUAUUUGAAGACAGGUCGAAGACCAGAAGCACCACAACAGGGACAAGGUGGCAGAAGCACAGCGAAUUCAGCAGUCUGGGUCAGGCAACUCCAGAAGGACUGCCAUGUCAAUAAAGGUAGGGUGGUGUUUCAUUACUUCUCCCACUUGCUUUGUGUUAAAGGCAGUUUGUUCAGAACCAGUACUGUAUUAUUUUUCGGCCAUGCUUGGGAAGAAUGCCAUAGGCCUUCCAUGUCCUGCCAUUCAUGCCAACUUCAGCUUGCGUUCAAAAGAAGUAGGGAAUAG
Durusdinium trenchii is the source of this 606-nucleotide messenger RNA. The record is from the annotation of a GenBank genome assembly. Lineage: Eukaryota; Dinophyceae; Suessiales; Symbiodiniaceae.